This is a messenger RNA of Fonsecaea erecta, 1914 nucleotides long. RefSeq lists its product as hypothetical. The record is from RefSeq and is a predicted model, not a curated record. Bases 1 to 1914 code for a protein of 637 amino acids. The transcript has 3 exons. NCBI's taxonomy places the organism in Eukaryota, Fungi, Ascomycota, Eurotiomycetes, Chaetothyriales, Herpotrichiellaceae. Gene Ontology annotation, molecular function: RNA polymerase II cis-regulatory region sequence-specific DNA binding; DNA-binding transcription factor activity, RNA polymerase II-specific. Gene Ontology annotation, biological process: cell differentiation; regulation of transcription by RNA polymerase II.
AUGGGUAACCUUGACAUCAAAGUCGACGCGACGGACGCGAUGGACUCGUUGUCAGACCCAACAGACCUUGACCUCGAUGUCUCUGUCGAAUCUACUCCCUCCCCAAACGCCAGCCAAUGCCAGACCACGCCGGCGAACUCGAAUAGUUCAGGCAACCAAGGUUCUUCGUCGGCCCCUCGCCGGCCCCCUCGCAAAAGCACGUUGACCCAACAACAGAAAAACCAGAAGAGACAAAGGGCCACACAAGAUCAAUUGGUGACUUUGGAAAUGGAGUUCAACAAGAAUCCCACUCCCACAGCUGCCACCCGCGAACGCAUUGCCCAGGAGAUCAACAUGACCGAACGGUCCGUCCAGAUUUGGUUCCAGAACAGUCGUCGACGCGCCAAGAUCAAGAUGCUUGCGAAGAAGAGCCUGGAAAGUGGCGAGGAUUUAGACAGUAUCCCAGAGUCCUUGAGACAGCUGCUGGCCAUGCAGGCCAUGGAGUCUGGGAGGCCAUUUCCUCGGCAAUUGCUGCGACCUGGCGGGCCAAUGGCACAGUACGGAGGUGGUGCUAUGCUGAUGAAUGGCGAUCCGAGCGCACAAGGCAAAGUUGUCAUUCAACACUUUACCUGUCGCUCUUUGAGCAUCGGUAGUUGGCGUCGAGUGGGCCAGAAUGCCAUGGACUUGGUCAUUUUCUACUCGCCCGACAAGGCUUGCAUCACCUACUACAUCAACAACGACUCGGCCGGGUACAAGAUCGAGUUUCCCUUCGCCUUCAUAAAGAGCAUUCAGCUGGAACCCGGUGACACGGCGCCCACUGCCAAUGGAGCUCCACCACGACCAGGGGGACUUGUCAUUGAGCUGAACAGGCCACCCAACUUCUUCAUGGAUUCGUCCAACUCGGGAGGCUUCUACCAGUGUGGCGACUUUACCGAGGACCAACAAGCUUCUCAGAUCUUGGUCCACCAUCUUGGUGGGCAUCCCAAGGUGCUGAGCGGCCAACUUGCCAAACUCGUCUCGCUCGAAUCAUUUCAGAAUCGACUGAACCCAUUCGAUAUCAAUGCCAUGCCAGCGUCCGCGCCAGUCUCACCGAACAUGGGCAUUGUGCGGCCUGCGUCUCAACCCAAUGUUCAAUUCGCCCGCCCUCAACCUCCUCACGUCGGAAUGUUCCAAGAACAGUUUGGCGUGCAGCACCAUCUUCACCCCGGACGGAUGCAUCCCGGCCAUAAACGGCAAAGGAGUCGAUCUGUCCCCAUUGCCAUUGACUUCUCGAUGCUCCACGGGCCCAUGCCGACGUUCCACAUCCAACAACCCUCCCCCCAACUGGCACCCGACCAGCACAACCUUUUCCAACCCAUGCCCCAGCAUCCUAUCCACGCUCCUCUUGGACCCAGCUUGCAAAUCGACACUUCGGCCGGGUAUGGCAUGGACUUCCGUCAAAUGCCCAUGUCCGCAACAGCCACAUCGCCGUCGGAAUUUGCCAGUCCUGGCUUCUUCCCAUCCAACCCGGCUCAACCGCCUAUGCCGCCGUCCGAGUUUGGCACGCCACAGCAAUUCAGUGCGCCAUUCCUGUCGCCCUCUCCCAUGGUUGACCAUUCGAUGAUGCCCAGUUCGGUGUCUCCCAUGCCACACAUGGGCCACCACCCGGACCCGGUGAUUGCGGACCACUCGCCACCGCUUUCGGCGUUGCACCGCAGCGCAUCGGCGGACAUGUUCAACCCGCACGGCAUGAUGGACGAGACGCUGAUGCUGGGAGAGAUGUACUCGAAGCAGAAUCUCAACAUGGCCAUGCCCAGUCCCGGGCUGGAUGAGAACGGCAUGCUGAUGAUGAACGACAUGUCCGAGUUCCACACACCUCGAGAACACAUGGACCUACCAAUGACGCCGUUCGGCACCGUGGACCCCCACGCGCUACAAGCUGGUCUCCAUCACUAA